Molecule: messenger RNA, 2117 nt
Organism: Nicotiana attenuata
Lineage: Eukaryota; Viridiplantae; Streptophyta; Magnoliopsida; Solanales; Solanaceae
Exons: 18
Coding region: 149-1981 (610 amino acids)
Source: RefSeq, a predicted model, not a curated record
CUAUUCUAACGUGUCUAACGCUUGUUCUCAUAUUACUCCCCUCUUAUUUGGGGAGUUGGAGUUGGUUCACUACUCAAAUAUGAUAACCUGAGGCCUGAGGGAAACAAACCAAUUCUUUUCUUUGUUUUCUGAAUCUUGAAUAAUCAUAAUGGCACUUCAGCUGCAGCUUCAGCCAACUAUAAAAAAUGGAGUCUUUCAGUACCCUUCUGCAAUUAGACCUUUUGGGAAUAGAAAAAAAGUUUCUAUUCAAGCACAAGCCACUCCUACAAGAACCCAGAGGAUAAUGGAGGGAAUUGCAGUAAGUGGGGAAGUUGGUGGAGCUGGUGGUGCAUACUCAUAUAGUGCAUUAAAAAGAUUGGACCAGCUAUGGUCUAAAAUUUGCUCUUCUUCAACAGUAGUUGUUGAAGAACCCCAGAAGGUGGUUUCCUCUGUCCCUGGAUCAUACAAAGAUUCUGAGCAUAAUGGAAAUUUGGAGGAAAUGUUUGAUGUCAUUGUUUGUGGAGGUACUUUGGGAAUCUUCAUUGCCACAGCAUUAAGUUCCAAAGGUCUUCAAGUUGGAGUUGUGGAAAGGAAUGUUUUAAAAGGGAGGGAGCAAGAGUGGAACAUAUCUAGGAAAGAGCUACUGGAACUUGUUGAAGUUGGCAUUUUAACUGAAGAUGACAUUGAAGAGGCUACUGCUGCUAGUUUCAACCCUAAUAGAUGUGGAUUUGAAGGGAAGGGAGAUAUUUGGGUCCAGGACAUUCUCAAUCUUGGUGUUUCGCCAGUAAAGCUUGUGGAGAUUAUGAAAAAGCGUUUCAAUUCCCUUGGAGGUGUCACAUUUGAAGGUUACAGUGUCUCUAGCAUAUCCGUGUAUGAGGACUCCGCAGUCUUGGAACUAAAGGAGGGAAAGACUUUAUUCUCGCGUCUCAUCAUUGAUGCAAUGGGAAAUUUUUCUCCUAUUGUAAAGCAGAUUAGAUGUGGAAGGAAACCAGAUGGUAUGUGCCUUGUGGUUGGUACUUGCUGCCGUGGUUUUAAGGAGAACUGUACAAGUGAUGUCAUAUUUAGCAGUGCUUCCAUUAAAGAAACAAGCCAGUCAGUAGUCCAAUAUUUCUGGGAGGCAUUUCCUGCCGGCUCGGGUCCCAUGGACCGAACCACUUAUAUGUUCACUUACGUUGAUCCUCAACCCGGAUCUCCACAGCUGGAAGAGUUACUAGAAGAUUACUGGGAUUUGAUGCCAAAGUACCAGGGCGUGUCUUUCGAUGAUCUGGAAAUCUUGAGGAUAAUAUAUGGCAUUUUCCCAACGUAUAGAGACAGUCCGUUGCCAGCCGCUUUUGAUCGUAUUCUACAGUUUGGGGAUGCUAGCGGCAUACAGUCACCAGUUUCUUUUGGUGGUUUUGGGAGUUUGACUAGGCACUUGGGGAGAUUGACUACUGGUAUAUAUGAAGCACUUGAAGGCAAUUUUCUAGACUCGAGAAGCUUGUCCAUGUUGAAUACUUACAUGCCGAACUUGAGUUCUUCCUGGUUAUUUCAAAGGGCAAUGUCAGCAAAGAAACAGUCCAAUGUUCCACCUGAUUUCAUCAAUGAACUUCUUUUUGCCAAUUUCAUGAGUAUGCAGAAACUAGGGGAUCCUGUCUUGAGACCUUUUCUUCAGGAUGUUAUACAGUUUGGGCCUCUUGUGAAAACAUUAGGCCUUGUAAUGUUAACAAGACCUCAGAUUAUUCCAUCAAUAUUCAAGCAGGUUGGAAUUCCUGUGCUUGUUGACUGGUCUGGACAUUUUCUCAUGUUGGGAUACUAUACAUUUCUCUCUACCUUCGUCGACUCUGCAAUUAGGCCGUUGAUCGGAUCAUUUCCAGCCAAGGUGAGAUACGAAUGGAGGCGCCGACUUGAAGCUUGGCAAUAUGGAGCUGGUUUAGACUACAAACUGAGUCCCGCUGGAUCUCCUGAGACAGCUAAAAGAUCAGAUCCUAGUAAAGAAACUCUUACUACAAAUAGUCUUCCAUAAUUCCCAAGCAAAGUAUUAGAAGUUGUAUAGUAUGAAAUGCAUAUGCUAUAAGUCCUAUAACUAGCUACGGUAGCCAAUGAUUCAGUUCUGACAUUACCUUUAUUAUUAUAAUAAAUACCAUCAUUUUGUUUGCCCA